This is a messenger RNA of Oldenlandia corymbosa var. corymbosa, 4403 nucleotides long. The record is from the annotation of a GenBank genome assembly. NCBI's taxonomy places the organism in Eukaryota, Viridiplantae, Streptophyta, Magnoliopsida, Gentianales, Rubiaceae.
AACAAACAAGUAGAGUACAAAUGUCUCAUUUCUUUCUAAAAAAGAAACAAAAGUUUUGUUGUUGUUUCACCAAAUAUUCCACAACUCACAAAUAUAAGAUUUCACUAAGGGAAAAAAAAAAGUCUUGAAAUUUUGUUGAAGAAUUCAAAUGCAAGUUUAGUACUUUUAAAAAUUGUGUCUUACCCCCUUCUUUCUUUUUCCAUCAUCUUCUUCUUUUGGCUUCUUCUCCUCUCAUUUUUAUUCAUCACCAUCUCGUUACUUCUUCUCUCCCAUUUAUUCCAUAACUUUGUGAGCAGCACUCCCCAAAUUUCUCUGAUCCUCAUCUUCUUCUCUGAUUAUCUCUGAUUUUGAGAAACCCUUUUCAGAAUCAUAGUGAUAUCAACCCUUUUUCGUGAUCUUUACUAUCAUAUGUUGAUCCAUUUGAUGCUGAGGAAAUUGGAAUUUCUGAAGUUGCCAUCAUGCUGAUAUAAUAGCAUUGGGCAUUUUCACCAAAUUCGCAAAAUCCACAUUCAAAAUUGAAGGAGUUGGUGGAAGCCUGUUGAACCUCUCCAUGGAAGCAAGAGAAGAUGCAUGCAAGAGGAGAUUACAGAGAAUUAGAGUUAAAGAUAUUGAGAAGCCUUUCCAAAUGUCCUUAUUACAAGAAAGAAGCACAAAAUACAAGCUUCAUCCAAUGAAGUUAGUCCUACUUGUGAUUCUAACAUGCACUAUUCUGAAAAUUCUCUCCUCCCCACCUUCCUGCCCUAAUAGUGGCAUUUCCCGGACUGUUUCCCGGCAACAUUUUGUGAACAGGUGGAUAUGGGGUGGAUUUGAUCCUAGAUACAAAUCAGAUCUUGAUGUCAAUUGGGAUGAGAUCAUAAAAGUCGUACAGAAGAUCCCGGACCAGAAUAGCAUUCACAGAAUCGGCCUUCUUAAUUUUAAUGAAACUGAAAUCUUUCAAUGGAAGCAAGUCAUGCCCUUUGCUGAUCAUACAACCCUGAAUCUAGACCAUGCGGAUAAAAACAUUACUUGGGAUAUCUUGUAUCCUGAGUGGAUUGAUGAAGAACAAGAAGAUGAAGUACCUACUUGCCCGUCUUUUCCAAAGAUUGAAGUUCCUGAAAAGAGGCUUGACCUUGUCGCAGUCAAGCUUCCUUGCCAAAAUAAUGGUAACUGGUCAAGAGAUGUUGCUAGGCUCCAUUUGCAACUUGCUGCAGCUGGUUUAGCAGCAUCUUUCAAAGGGAACCACCCGGUUCAUCUGCUGUUUUCGACCAAAUGUUUUCCAAUACCGAAUCUUUUCCCUUGCAAAGAACUUGUCGCCCGCCAGGGUAACUCAUGGUUGUACGAACCUAAUUUGAAUUCUCUGAGAGAAAAGAUUCAGCUCCCGGUGGGAUCAUGUGAACUCGCGCUCCCCCAUGGCGCCAAUGAACAAGAGUAUGCAGUCAAAAGACCUCGUGAAGCAUACGCGACAAUACUUCAUUCAGCCCAUGUCUAUGUUUGUGGCGCGAUCGCUGCAGCCCAAAGUAUUCGCAUGGCAGGAUCGACAAGGGAUCUUGUUAUCCUUGUAGAUGACACAAUAAGUGAGUAUCAUAGAAGUGGACUUGAAGCUGCAGGGUGGAAAAUCAGGACAAUACAGAGGAUAAGGAAUCCGAAAGCUGAAAAAGAUGCAUACAAUGAAUGGAACUACAGCAAGUUCAGACUUUGGCAGCUGACAGACUAUGACAAAAUCAUCUUCAUUGAUGCUGAUUUACUGAUCCUCAGAAACAUCGAUUUCCUAUUCAAAAUGCCACAGAUUUCGGCUACAGGAAACAACGGUACGCUUUUUAACUCAGGGGUCAUGAUUAUUGAGCCAUCAAACUGCACAUUCCAGCUCCUAAUGGAUCACAUCAACGAGAUUGAAUCCUACAACGGUGGAGACCAAGGAUACUUGAACGAAAUCUUCACAUGGUGGCACAGAAUCCCGAAACACAUGAACUUCUUGAAACAUUUCUGGAUUGGUGAUGAGGAAGAAGCGAAACAGAAGAAGAUCCGCCUGUUCGGGGCAGAGCCACCAAUUCUUUAUGUCCUUCACUACUUAGGCUACAAACCGUGGUUGUGCUACCGCGAUUUUGACUGCAACUGGAACGUCGACAUAUUACAGGAAUUCGCAAGCGACAUUGCUCACAGAAGUUGGUGGAGAGUACACGACGCGAUGCCAAGGAGGUUGCAGGAGUUCUGCCUGUUGAGUUCAAAACAGAAAGCGCAGAUGGAAUGGGACAGAAGGGAAGCAGAAAAGGCAAACUAUACAGAUGGACAUUGGAAACUGAAGGUUAAAGAUCCUCGUCGGAAGAAAUGCAUCGACAGAUUAUGCAACUGGAAGAGUAUGUUAAGGCAUUGGGGUGAGAAAAACUGGACUGAUGAACCAUUUUACUACCCUACACCACCUGCUAUAACCACAGCAUCUCUGUCAAGUUCCUGAGGCUUAAGUCCGAUGCAUCCUUCAAAUGAUUCUUCCAAUUUUUUUUGGGUUUUCUUGUUCUUAUACAUUGUAUUGUGAUUACAGAAGUCACAUAUAGAGUACUAUACAUUCCAUGUUGAAUGGGAUAGGAUCCAUAAAGCUCUUUAAAAAUAGCAUUAUGCUGCCUAGGUUUAUACUAUUUUUUGGUGAAGAGAAUCAUUUUUCUUAGAACUCAAAAUUCCGGUCUCAAAUAAUUCUUCUAAGGUGUUUACUCGGCACCAUAUUGCAUCGCAUUCUGGAUCUAAUGAAAUGCCAUAAAACGCUAUUUUGUUCAAUACUCAAUUAUAGAAAUUCUUAAUCAUUGCUUUACCAAGGAAGGACCCAAAAAAAAGUUGUUACAAUUUUGGAAAGGGUUUUGCACUUGGUUUACUCCAUUUUUGUUUGAAGUUUCCUCUGCUAUCAUAUGGUCAAUUGAAUAAAUGUAACAGUACUAUCCAAAUUUGGUUAGAAGUGCACUUUCUUGAUUGUCACUUCAUGAAAAGAUGCCUAAGAGCAACAUAAAUCCCUUCAAAGUAAGUAAAGCUAGCUACUGCAAAAUUGACCUAAUCUAGCACCUAUCACCACAUAGAUCCUUUUGAGGCAAACUAACCAGGAAGCUAGGAAAAAGAAAAUCAACCCCAAAAAGGUAGACACCCCCCCCCCAAAAAAACUCACAAAUCAGAAGCAUUUUGUGCUCAAAUUAGCAAGUUGACUAGACAAAGCCGAUGAUGACUUUCCCACAACACAAUCAUCCCUCUGUUGAUCACCUUUCCUCAUCACUAAAGGAGUUAGAGCCGUACCCAGUGGGCUAAACUGAUUUACUACUUCUUUAACUUGAUUGAAAGAUACCCUUUGAGGGUUGGCAAGCCAUUUGGAUUGCAUGUAAGCCACUGUCCUCCAUGGAGGGAUAUGAAGACCUCUUUCUUUGAGUGAUUGUUUUGCUUCAGAACAGAGUAUUGAGAUGAUUUUAGAAAGCUUCUGGGCAUCACCAAUGAAAAUGGAAGGCAGCUUGUCACAGAGCUCCUUGUAAGUUGGUGUUGGCCUGGCUAAUUCGAAUUGUGACUUGAAAUCAAUGUCUAAAAUCAGUCGAAUCGAUGGUGAUGAUGAUGAUGAUGAACUUUGAAUCACAACUUCAAUAUACUCAUAAGUCCCUGUUUAUGAGUACAAAAUCAAAAAGGGCUCAGACUUCAGAUUUCAUUACAUCUUUGCUAAUGAAUCAUUUGGUAAAAUGAAGAAAUUAGGAGAAUGGCUUGAGUUCUAUUUUGAUCGAUCCCUUUAAAUGGAAAUCAUUAAAAACAUGGAAAUUGAUAAAGACUUACCUCCAGGGCAACCUGAAAUAGUAAGCCAAGAGGUUCGACAAAGUGAAGCGCCAUGAAAACCAUUCUUUCUGAGUCUCAUCACAAGCCAUUUCUUCAAGCUGGUAGAAUUCUUGUCUGCCGCUUUGAUUUUAUUGAUCCUCAAAUUCUUCAACACACAUCCAAAGACAGCAUUUUCAACUGCAUUCCUACUCUCUACAAUCUCCUACAAGCACCAAAAGUAGAAGGAAAAAAAAGAACCAAAUUUAACCUUAGUUGUUACAAACACAAAAAGAUCCAUAUAUAAGCUGGACUAUUAAAAUGAGACGGAAAUGUACUGAUUCACAACUCCAUGAAUAAACUACCUGCAAAAUGUAAUGCUUAGCAUAAUGAUGGUUGGAGGGCAAGCUUUCAUAUGAAGAAACAGGAUUUUCUGAUGAAGAUUCAGAUUUCAGAAAAUCAUGUACCAUUUGGAACAGCUUCUCAUCUUCUAAGGUACCCAUCAAACCUUUUUUUUGUUUUUUGGGUUUUAAUUUCUUCAAUAAUUUGUUUGAUCUAGAGGAUCAAGACUUAUAUAACCAAAUGAAUGAAGCUUGAGUUGCUUCACUCAAGGGAAGUUGAAUGAAUGAAGCGUGUGAUGAGGACUAAGUACAAAAUGG